GAUCUUAACUCAAAGACCAGUGAACGACACGUAGACUGACUAGAAAUUAGAAUUUGAUUACUUUACACAUCAGGUGUGAAAGAUAACCUAAUAAAAGGAAAGAGUGUUUUAUCAACAUUUCAUAUUUUAAUUUUGUUUCAGUUGCUCAUAAUUACUGAAACAGGUUUGAAAAUGGUGCAGUUAGAGUCAAUGUCGAGAUAUGUCUCUCCAGUGAACCCAGCAGUGUUUCCACAUCUGACAGUGAUCCUGCUGGGGAUCGGAAUAUUUUUCACAGCCUGGUUUUUUGUGUAUGAAGUCACGAGUACAAAGUUCACUAGAGAUUUGUUCAAGGAACUAUUGGUGUCAUUAGUUGCAGCAAUAUUUUCUGGUUUUGGAAUACUUUUCCUGAUGUUAUGGGUUGGAAUAUAUGUCUGAUACACAGAGAUGUGUCAAAAACUUCAUGCUGGUGUAUUUGUCACAGUUAUUAACUUCCAGAAACUAUCUCACAGCAAAUAAAUAUUCACCAUGACAAGAUAUUCAACUAUGUAACUGAAACAAUUACAUCUUUAUCAGGCAAACACUAUCAUUCCAUGUACUUUUGAAUAUUGAUUGUCACUAUGAGUGUUUUUGUAAAAAUGUUAAGACAUUACAACUCAUUACAAAAUA
Molecule: messenger RNA, 645 nt
Organism: Homalodisca vitripennis (glassy-winged sharpshooter)
Lineage: Eukaryota; Metazoa; Arthropoda; Insecta; Hemiptera; Cicadellidae
Gene: kud
Product: transmembrane protein 258
Exons: 3
Coding region: 172-414 (80 amino acids)
Biological process (GO): protein N-linked glycosylation
Cellular component (GO): membrane-bounded organelle
Source: RefSeq, a predicted model, not a curated record